Molecule: messenger RNA, 989 nt
Organism: Chara braunii
Lineage: Eukaryota; Viridiplantae; Streptophyta; Charophyceae; Charales; Characeae
Source: the annotation of a GenBank genome assembly
AGCCAUUCGGCGGACAAUUAUGGAUGAAGACUCGAAACCGAAGAAGUGAAUAGUAUGAUGAGGGCUUAUUUCUUCGAGAUAGCGAAGGAACGAGAGAAGACUAAACAAAGAUUGGCGAGGGAGGAGGCGCAACGUAAGGAAGAAGAGGCAAGGAAGGAGGAAGAGAGGAAGAGGAUGCAGGAGUUGGAAGAAAGAAAGUGUGCGGAGGACGAGAGAGAUGUGCGCCUACUAAGGCUUAUACGGAGCGAGAUCCAUCAUGAGAGUGAGAGAGAGAGUGGACGUACCUAUCGAGCAAGUCGUAAGGCGAGUAACCGAAAUGAAAAAGGUGAGACGGUGGAAGAGGAGAAGGAGCGGCUAAGGCGUAUGAUAGCAUUACAGGAGGAGAGCGAUGAGGACGCUGAAUUGAUUGCGCUGCGACGCCGAGCUGCAGGACUUGACAUCAACGAGAAGCGUAAAAGGGGGAAGGAAGUAGCAGUUGGCGAUAGCCCGCCGAUGACUUCUCCGACAAAACGAACUGGCUUGGGAACAACUUCUAAACUGAGAAUGGAGGAGUUGCGGGAGACGGGUCACGUUGCAAGUACGUUGUCACCGGUUGCAGAUCCGGUUGGAAAGAUCGACUUGUCGAUCAAACAUGUGACUGCAGGGGUUGGUCCUGGCGCGUGGGAAAAAUAUGAAGAAGAAGUUCAUGCUCUGUAUGAAGCCUUGACCAUCGAAGAGCUUAAAGAGGUUUGGAAGAACGAGCGGAUAACCUAUGGGAAACGGGAACUGGCGAUUAAUCAUCUGGUGACGCGUCGCGUUAUCAAGGCGUAUGAUCCGUUCAACGUACCACUGCCAACAACACCGCUCCCAAGCAGAUCGGCAAGGACGUGUAAGGACAAGGAAGGUGAGGGUCACGAGGACGAAGGAGCUUUGGAAUGAGGAAGCAGACCUGAUGAUCUCUGGCGGGAUAUUGAUGAACAGACGAAGCUGCGAGAGGCAAAUGGAUGCAA